This is a messenger RNA of Paramecium tetraurelia, 924 nucleotides long. RefSeq lists its product as uncharacterized. The record is from RefSeq and is a predicted model, not a curated record. The transcript is spliced from 5 exons. NCBI's taxonomy places the organism in Eukaryota, Ciliophora, Oligohymenophorea, Peniculida, Parameciidae. Gene Ontology annotation, cellular component: cytosol.
AUGGGUAGUUGUAAUUGCAUUCCUAAAAAGCUAGGGGAAGAAGAAAUAUAGACACAAAGAGGAGGAAGUGAACACUAAAUAUUGGAUAAAGUGAAACAAUAGGAUGCACAAACUUUUACUCAUGAGGACAAUAAACCAGCCAAUGAUGAAUCUUAAUAACUUGUUCAGAGUACGAAAGGGAUUCGGCAAAAACUUCCCAGAAUAAGCAUGAUUAAUGGAGGUUAUUAUGAAGGGGAGUGGUACAAUUGUAUGAGGGAUGGCUUUGGAUUGCAUUUUUGGGCUGAUGGAGGUUUUUAUGAAGGGGAAUGGAAGGCUGAUAAAGCUGAGGGUAAAGGGAAAUUAGUCCAUGGAGAUGGCGAUAUUUAUGAAGGAUAAUGGGCAAAUGAUAUGGCAAAUGGGGUAGGUACAUAUGUGCAUGCUGGUGGUGCUAAAUACGAUGGAGAGUGGUUGAAUGAUUAGUAGCAUGGAAAAGGAGUUGAAGUUUGGCCUGAUGGCUCUAAAUAUGAAGGAAUGUAUACAUUUGGAAAAAAAAAUGGAAAGGGAAAACUUUAAUUUGCAGAUAAUAGCAUUUAUGAAGGAGAUUUUUUGGACAAUGAAAUAAGUGGUUCAGGUAAAUAUACCUGGAAUGAUGGGAAAUCUUACACAGGAAAUUGGUUAAACAAUAAAAUGAAUGGAUAUGGUGAAACAGUAUGGCCAGAUGGGAAAAGCUACAAAGGAUACUAUUUAGACGAUAAAAAACAUGGCCAAGGAGUUUUUUCAUGGAAUAACGGUAAAAGAUAUGAAGGAGAAUGGGCUUUGGGAAAGUAAAAUGGCAAAGGAGUAAUCAUCACUGAAACUGGAGAAAGAAAAGCUGGAAUCUGGGAAAAUGGGAGAAGAGUUAAAAUAGAAGGAGAAAAUGAUUAAACAGCUGAAGGAGAAACCUGA